This is a messenger RNA of Priapulus caudatus, 708 nucleotides long. RefSeq names its product microtubule-associated serine/threonine-protein kinase 3-like. Gene Ontology annotation, biological process: peptidyl-serine phosphorylation; intracellular signal transduction. The annotation marks the transcript as partial. Gene Ontology annotation, molecular function: ATP binding; protein serine/threonine kinase activity. The record is from RefSeq and is a predicted model, not a curated record. Lineage: Eukaryota; Metazoa; Priapulida; Priapulimorpha; Priapulimorphida; Priapulidae. The transcript is spliced from 2 exons.
GUGUGCGGCACGCCUGAGUACAUUGCGCCGGAGGUGAUCCUGCGGCAGGGCUACGGCAAGCCGGUCGACUGGUGGGCGAUGGGCGUCAUCCUCUACGAGUUUCUCGUCGGCUGUGUGCCGUUCUUCGGCAACACGCCCGAGGAGCUGUUCUCUCACACCGUCUCGAGCGACAUCGAGUGGCCGCAGUCGGACGCGGCGGGCGGGGAGGAGGAGGACGGCGGCGCGCUGCCGGAGGAGGCGCGCGACCUCAUCACGCGGCUGCUGCAGCAGAACCCGAUCGAGCGGCUCGGCACGGGCGGGGGUCACGAGGUCAGGGAGCACGUGUUCUUCGCGGGGCUGGACUGGGACAGCCUGCUGCGGCAGAAGGCGGCGUUCGUGCCGCAGCUCGACAACGACGAGGACACGAGCUACUUCGACACGCGCUCGGACCGCUACAGCCACGAGCUUGACUCGGACAAUGAUGACUCGGAGGAGAGUCAGCUGUUUGGCAGUUUCUCCUCCUGCUCCCCGCGCUACUCUCGCGUCUGUUCACGCCCCGACUCCGAACAACACAGCAUGGACGAGGUACGCAUGCGUGCGUGUGUGUAUGUGUGUGGGUGUGUGUGUGUGUGUGUGUAUGUGUGUGCAUGUGUGUGUGUAUGUAUGUGUGUGCAUGUGUGUGUGCGUGCGUGUGAUACAGGGUAAUAGCAUAGAAGGGUAAGUGUGCGG